Messenger RNA from Lachancea mirantina, 3456 nucleotides. The record is from the annotation of a GenBank genome assembly. NCBI's taxonomy places the organism in Eukaryota, Fungi, Ascomycota, Saccharomycetes, Saccharomycetales, Saccharomycetaceae.
AUGAAGAGUAUGAGGGACCUGAGUACCCCUUCUGCAAGCGUUUUAUAUAUGACUGACGUGAGCCCGAUGCGAAGCAGCGAGCAUGGCAAUCAUCCGACAAGCUCGAUGGCCAGGUGUAACAGCGGGCAUCAGCAGAAACGGCAACAUUCGAACUCGCACGAUCGAUGUGAUGCAAGAGGGAUGACAGACAAUAAGCGGCGAAUUGCAGAGGCAGAUCGUAUUUAUAGCACAGGGGUAGAAGCUUCAUCUUCUUCCCCCUUUCUCGAUGGUGUGACUCCACCUUUGCCGGACCACGCGUUCUCACCAGAGUAUGCUCCGACGACAUGGUCGCGGAAUAAAAGAGCAGCAGCUCACGUCGCUGAAAACAAUAGCAUUCAACAACAACAGGAGGCACAAAAAACUCCCGAUCCACCAGAGUCUUCACUUCCCGCCAAUUGCGCGUCCUCGCCGUCAAAUGAUAACCACAACGAGCAACAUCAAGACCAGGAGGAGUCACAGGACAUGCAGCAGAGCUAUUCGCCCGACAAAGAUGAUGGCGAAAAAUCGAGCGAGAAAAGCGAUGGUAAUGAGAAAGGAGGCAAAGAACCUGAUGAAAACGAUAACUCUCAAACUUCAAACAUAUCCGGUAAGCAGACGAGUCAGGCACUCGUUCAAAAGUUACAAGACAUUUACAGAAACAUUGUGAAACAAGAAGUGAUACUUCAAGAGCGGUGUUCGCAAUUGACAACCUCUCAAACGACAGAACUGAAAAAUCUAUGGAUGAUUUACAAGGUCAACGCCGAUUUAAUAAACAAUUACGUUGCAUUCAUAACAACAGCACUGCUGCCUUCGCAGCCAGAACAUGAUUUGUUGAUGGGCCAAGAAAUCGUUGAAAUUUAUCGAAUUGAGAGACGUCUUUGGGUAUACGGGACCAUUACAUUCUUAGAUGUGCUCAAAAAUUUCUCUGAUUUUAUGGAUCCAGAGGUGUGUUGUCAAUUUAUCACACAUGUGUUUGUUUCUAUUUCUAACAUGUUGGGUGAUAUGUCUCCAAAAUAUGCGACACCUUGGCUAGAGCGAUUAGGCGACUUAUCGCGAAUGGCAAUAGCACUUUAUCCAUCAGGUUUCAUUGAUUGGAAACUCAGCGCCGAGUACUGGUAUACUCAAGCAAUGACGCAUAUUUAUGGGCAUGGAAAACUAUACUAUCACAUGUCAACAGUACAACAAAAUACGUUGGAAGCCUUCGUGAACCUUGGGAAAAGUGUGUUCUGUCAGGAUACCUUCAUCCCAUCCCAACAGUAUAUGCAGUUGGUCAUUGAUAACAUAUAUCAAAGAGCUUUUGCAGAGCGCAGCUGUGGAAACAACCGCAAUUCGCUUAUAGUCGAGUACUUGAAACACAGUGAGGUCAUGCUACUCUCUAGUUUUUUGGAAAGUCCGGAGCUUCAAAAAGUCGUCCUUACAUUCUUUGAGGAAAAGUUUGGACAACUCUCAAAUGGAUCCAAUUUCUUUGAACAUCAAGACAUGUUUAUACAGGAUGGGGAAAAAAUCAAAUACUAUUUCCAACAUGCCCCUGCUUUCGCAGAAUCGCAUAUUUUACAGUUAUGCGGCUUUGGUGAGCCAAAGAAUCCCUUUGCACUUCUUUUUGAACUCCCUAAAUAUCUAAAGGAAAGAAAAGAACGUAAAGAACGGAGGAAAUCCAAAGCAUCUAAUUCACUUACGUCGAGUGGCACUUUACCUCCAACUUCUCCAGCGGAUUUUUUACAAAAUGUGGAUUCACCAAGAUAUACCUAUGUGUUUCCUGAAACGCUUGCUAUUUGGGAGGAGUCUAUUUCUCAUGUCAAUUUGACGUCUAUGCAAUGCAGCAUAUCCGUCAUGAAAAAAUUUAUGAGUGGGCCGCUAGUGGUUGCUGUUCCCCAUAUGCUGCCGUGGGCUUAUUUCCUUUUAUCCUUGGCUCUUAAAAUAUCUGAAGUAACUGACCUAAAGAUACGGUCCUUUUGGUUAUCAUUUGUAAGGCGGGUUUUUCCAUGGAACAGUUUGGUCAAUUUCAUCAACACAUUAAUGGCCGUAGUUUUAGACAAUGACUCAAGAAUCACGCCUAUAGACACGCUCUGUGAUCAGUUUGACAGUGUGAAUAUCUACACUUUGAUUGAUCAUUUUGCCAAAAAUGAAGAUCUUCCUGAAGUUUGGAAGUGUUGGGGCUCCCUCUGGUUUGAUGUUAUCGCUGACAAAUCUAAAGUUGAUGGAGAUGGAACGAUGUCCAGUGUUGGUGUCAAAGACCAUAUGUUUCUAGACAGCCCUGUCGAUGGCAUUUGUUUCGACGAGGACGAUGAAAUUGGUGUAAAAUUUUGGAAACGCGCUUGUCGCUUGAUUUUUAUUUUCAAGGGCCUUGCUCGUGAAUUUCCAUUUUUCGGGCUGGUUUUGGCUCCUAAAGCCCUUUCGGUAAGACGGCAAAUAUCACCAGAUCAUCCUCUUCAGCGAUUUUGUUUCAAGUUCCUGGAAGGCGAAGACAAUACCAGGGAAUAUGAGUCCCUCAGCAAUCUCAUCCUGUUGUCAGAACCAAUAAGCGAAUGUAAUAAAGACUUUGACGCUCUCCCUGAAGAAAGCAUGAUCAAAGGUCAAAGUGUUUUUGAUUUUCAAGGCUAUAGAAGGUUACAGUCAGAUUACACGUGCUACAACAAGAAUGGUGAUAUGAUCACUUGUUCGUUGUAUACCUCCGGACCGCUUGAGCGAAGUGCAAUUCAAGGAGGUGAUGACUUCAAUUCAGACUUCACUACAAUACGGGAAGGUAUUUUCGAACCUGAAGAAGAACCUAAUCAAUUACAAGCAAUGGAGAGAGAAUGGCUGGACACUUGUAUGGAUCCUGAAUUCAUUAUACAAACCUAUGACGUUAAGUUUCCUUUCGGUGAUCUUUCGUGCUACUGCGACAGCGCUGUGACUUAUUUUGUCCUUGAUGCAACCUCUUGGUUGCGGCACUUCGCUCAUGUUUACAAAUUGGCCAAACAUGGGGUAUUAAAAUUUGCCAUAUGCUUGACAACUUUUCAAGAAUUACGAUUUUUGAGAAAAUCUAAGGAUGAGAGCGUCGUCGAGGCUGCUACUCGUGCUGUGAUUACUGUGAGGCAAUUGUAUAGCGAGAAGAAGCUUUUGCCCCUCCGUUUCACAGGAAACAUCGCCACCCACCUGGAGGAGCAUUUGGAAUUUGAAGAGCAAAUCACAUGGAGAUCUCAUGUUGAUGAGUUUGUCAUAGAAGCGGUUAACAAAGCUCAGACUAAAUUCGAGUCCUUAAACACCCAAGCCGAAAAUGAGGGUCGCGAUUACAUUACCUCCCACCCUAAUAAUCCAUUCCAUUUCGUCGCACUUGUGACAGACGAUACGAAUAUGAGAGUGAAAGCUCAUUCUCAAAGAAUUCAAACUUCCAGCAGUCGGUUUCUUUUUGCCGUGUCCAAUCAAAUUGGACUAGCACACCACGCAUGCACCAAUUAG